Molecule: messenger RNA, 2619 nt
Organism: Bacidia gigantensis
Lineage: Eukaryota; Fungi; Ascomycota; Lecanoromycetes; Lecanorales; Ramalinaceae
Exons: 3
Coding region: 1-2619 (872 amino acids)
Biological process (GO): proton transmembrane transport
Cellular component (GO): membrane
Molecular function (GO): antiporter activity
Source: RefSeq, a predicted model, not a curated record
AUGCCUAAAGUCCCUGGCCAAGGAGGCAUUAUCGAUGGCGCCAACCCGUCACAUUAUGAGCCCAAGAAUCCUAUCAUCCUUUUCAUCAUCCAGGCAGGCAUCAUUAUCAUCUUCUGUCGCCUCCUGCACCUACCUCUACAAAAGAUCAGACAGCCUCGAGUCAUCGCCGAAGUGAUAGGCGGUAUCCUCCUUGGUCCCUCCGUCAUGGGCCGUGUCCCCGGUUUCUCCGCUGCUAUAUUUCCUACAGCCUCCAUGCCAGUCCUCAACAUGGCAGCCAACCUUGGCUUGAUACUAUUCCUCUUUCUCAUCGGGCUGGAGGUGGAUCUGCGCCUGCUGCUCUCGAAUUGGCGCAUUGCACUAAGCGUGGGCUUGGCUGGCAUGGCUCUACCAUUUGGUCUGGGUUGCGCAAUUGCAUAUGGCUUGUACCACCAAUUCCGAACUGAGUCAGACUUGGCUCACGUUAGCUUUGGCACAUACAUGCUCUUCAUUGGUGUUGCGAUGGCAAUAACGGCCUUUCCGGUACUCUGUCGUAUUCUCACAGAAUUGAAGCUACUAGGGACACAAGUGGGGGUCAUCGUACUUUCCGCCGGUGUCGGAAACGACGUAGUUGGCUGGAUUCUCCUUGCUCUCAGCGUUGCUCUCGUAAACGCAGGUUCCGGCAUUACUGCGCUCUACGUUCUCCUCACGUGCGCUGCAUAUGUCCUCUUUCUCGUGUACCUGGUGAGGCCAGGCUUUUUGUGGGUCUUGAGACGGACCGGAAGCAUUCAGAAUGGUCCGACUCAAUCCAUCGUAGGGCUGACGGUUCUUCUGGUGCUUGCCUCCGCCUUCUUCACAGGAAUAAUUGGCGUUCAUCCCAUCUUCGGCGCCUUCCUGGUUGGCUUGAUUUGCCCUCACGACGGUGGAUUUGCCAUCAAGCUGACAGAGAAGAUUGAGGAUUUGGUGACUGUUUUCUUCCUUCCGCUCUAUUUCGCUCUCUCCGGUCUAAGUACCAAUCUUGGCCUUCUUAAUAACGGUAUCACUUGGGCCUAUGUUGUGGGCGUCAUUGCUUGCGCAUUCUUUGGCAAGCUGAUUGGUGGCACACUUGCGGCUCGAGCUAACAAUCUUCUCUGGAGGGAGAGCUUCACAAUCGGUACCUUGAUGAGCUGCAAGGGUCUAGUCGAGCUGAUUGUGCUAAACAUUGGGCUACAAGCGAAACUACUCAGCACGCGUACUUUCACCAUUUUCGUUGUCAUGGCUCUAGUAACGACCUUCGCAACCACCCCGUUGACCACCUUUCUGUUCCCUCCAUCAUACCAAAGAAAGUUAGCAGCCUGGAAACGUGGCGAGAUUGACUGGGAUGGCAAGCCUAGAUCUCCCGCUGAUUCAUCUGAUGCUCAGACAGGCACAGCAGUCGAGGACUACCCUGGAAAUGAAGUCCGGAGAUUGUUGGUCGCUUUGCGACUGGAAAGCUUGCCAAGUAUCUUUACAUUUGUGGAUCUCCUAGGUGGUGAGAAGACUGUCUCGUCAAUGACAAAGGUCCACCCAUCCAUUGAGCAUAAAGCCGCACUACCUGAACAAGGGCCUGGCGAUGGCAUCAAGCUUCCUAAAAGACCUCUUCAAGUGCACGGUCUCCGUAUGUUCGACCUCACAGAACGUCUGUCCUCUGUCAUGCGAGACUAUGAGCUUGAUGACUGGUCCGCAAGAGAUCCUGUAGUGAAUGCUUUUCACACUUUUGGCCAGCUACACAAUGUCGCCGUUUCCGGCCAAGUCCAACUUGUGCCCGAAAAUCAACAUGCUGAUAUUGUGGCGGAGAGUGCGACUGCUCGACACUCAGACAUGGUGCUGAUACCUUGGAGUGAAACAGGAUCUGUCUCUGAGAUCGUAAAUCCAGGUUUAGCAGAACCUCUUGUCAAUGGUUUUAGCCACCCAACGUAUAAUCACUUCGUUGACAAGCUUCUCUCAAAUGCACCAUGUAGUACCGCCAUCUUCGUCAAUAAUGGCUUUGGAGCUCUCCGGCGGCAGGACUCUCAAGGACUUUAUCACAAGAUGAGCGCCAUGAGCCUUCAUAAUGACAUGGACCGUCCGACAGCACCACUUGCCAACCGAAGUCAUCACAUCUUCUUACCCUUCUAUGGUGGACUCGAUGAUCAAGUCGCUCUACGGUUCGCGCUAAGGUUGACUCAGAACCCCAAUGUCACGGCUACGUUCGUGCAUGUGCGACACAAGAUGGAGGAUAGUACAGCUUCCUCUUUGAAAGCUGCAGAACCAUCGGCAACGAAGAACGGCGGUGUCAUAUCACUUUCAAAAAUGCUUGAGACUACUGCAGAAGAAGAUGCCGUGUUCUUACUCAAUGCAAAGAGUGCUGUUCCCGAGGAAAUGCGAUCACGCAUCUUGUUUGAAGAGGCUAAUGCUAGCGAUGACAUGGUCGCUCGCGCCAGGGAUGAAGUUAGUCAUGGUUCUAAGAACGCGGGCAACCUCGUGAUUGUGGGGCGACGGCAUUUCAGGCAAGGGUUACAACAUGAGUACGAAGAAUAUGGCGUCAGGAAGACACUGGGAGAAACAGCUGAAAGCAUGAUAUCUGGAAAUGUUAAUGCCAGCAUUUUGGUCAUACAGGCAGGAAAGGUAAACACAAGCUUGUAG